GUACACGCUCCGUCCUCCUUCGCGAUUGAUGCGAGAAACGCAGCACCUAACGUGGCGCCGUUGCUCUUCUCGUGAGCACUGGAAUGCGACUUGGACCGGACCAAUUCCACACUCGCUUCGCCUUCAACUUCACGACACCAUGACUGCCGCGCAUCAUUCGUGAAUACAGUCCAGGAACAAUCAGCUUUGCGAACUCCACUGCCUCUCCGCCCAACGACUCCCUCGCGCCGACCGCUGUACCGCACGACAAUAGCCUCGCGACAAUAGCAGAUCCAGAGCUCCAAGAGACACCACACCAACUCAACCACGAUCGAAUAUUCCUAUCGCCGACCUGCCCACAACCUCACCCGCAACGGCGUGGUGUACGCCCUAAAACAACAUCCCGUCUAACCCUGCGCAUCGCCGCGCUCAUCCUCCACAAUGAUCCCUCGAAUAUGGCCUGGCCUGCUGGCCUUCCUCCUUCUGUGUGUCCAAAAUGUGGGUGCCGCCGACUACUGGUUCAAUUACCAGACGGGCACGGGAGAAACAAUAGUCCUCAACGACAACCGCCAGCCAGCACUCUAUACUAGGAAUUUUGGAGAUUGCCUUGGCAGCAGCACAAUCAAUGUCACCCGCUUCGAUGUCGCAUACUACAAGGACAACAUGACAAUCCUCUGGCACAUGGCUGGCGAGACGGGUGUGACCAACGACAGCAUCAUGAUGAGCAUUGGAGUUUACGCAUACGGAGAGAAUCGAUACGAGCUCAUCUUCAAUCCUUGCGAUGCCAAUAUCGACAGCUUAUGUCCCCUCAAUGCCAGUCUGCCGAUCGAGGCCACCACCAUCAUUCCAGUCAGUGCCUCCGAUGUGGCUGCCAUCAUCCCACUUGCUUUGACGAUUCCGGACUUCGAAGGAGAGGCCAUUUUGCGCAUCUUUUCGAACACCACGAGACAAGAGAUUGCGUGCUACUCGGCCGUGGUGACAAAUGGAGCUUCCUUCAGCCAUCCUGCAGCUGUGGGCACGGUCUUGGGCUUGUUCACACUCGUAGCUGUGAUCGCCUCUUUUGCGACUGCCAUCUAUGGAGAAGCUGUGCCGACCAUGAGACUACACUACGCGCACUCGCUUUCAGUGGGCGUGGUUUUCGCAGUCUGGCAGCAUAUCUUCUUCUCUGGAGCUCUGUCCGUCAACUGGGCAUCGGUGCUUCCUGCUUGGUGGAGCAAUUUUGCAUGGGCUGGCGGCAUGAUCUAUACCGAGAGCAUGCAGAGCAACCUCAACAGCUUCAUUGGCAAUGACCUGGGCAAUACGUCCCAGGUCGGCGCAGCACAAUCCGGAUCCGCGACUCCUAGCGUUGGCGGCGGAUUCGACAUCAGCGCCAUUUACCGCAGAGCUCUGUACGCUGGUAUCAAGCGAGCGGCAGAUCUACCCCACGACCUCCCUGCAAAGAUAUAUGGUCGUCAAACAGAGACAGGCGAAACAUCUUCCACGACCAGCUUUUCCGAUAGACGAGACGGCUAUCAGUGGUAUGGCGAUCCGGUGCCAAACGGUCUGCCACUGCCGGGCAAUUACUCUGGCUUCGCUGGCACGCUUGGGUACGAAGGCAUCUCUGCCAGCACUGCGUUCUUGACUGGCUUCCUCUGGUUCCUCAUCAUUCUCGUCAUACUCGUUGCCUCAGUCAUAGCCUUCAAGUGGACUCUCGAAGGGCUGAUCCGCAUCAAGUGGAUCAAAACAGAUCGACUCAAGUUCUUCCGCGAUCGUUGGAUUGGCUACAGCGCUGUUGUUGCACUGCGCAUCUGCUACAUUGGCUUCUUCGCCAUGAUGUUCUUGUCCAUCUUCCAAUUCACCUACCUCGCUGGCAGUGGCGCGCAGGGUAUCGCCGCGAUCGUGUUCAUUGUGUUCUUCAUCGGCAUGCCGCUCGCCGCUGGGUAUGCGGUGUGGUACAAGAAGGCUAUGCUGGGGUCUACAUCCGGAAAGGUGUACGAGCAUAAGAUACUCAUGGGCAAGGUUCCGUUCCCAGUCGACCUUGGCAAGAAGGGGCCAGAGCAGACUGCUGUCGAGCUCCAAACCAGCGAGCCUGGCCAUGCGCAUUCCGAAAGCAAAUCUAGUACGGUGCCGAUCUGGAAGCGCAUAGCUUCGACCGAGAAGACACGUGAGGCGAACGACACGAAUGGAAAAUCCCGCAGCAUUCACGAUGAUGACGACUACAUCAAGAAAUUUGGUUGGCUGGCUGCUCGGCUCCGGCGUACACGCUGGUGGUUUUUUACCGCGUGGCUGUUCUACGAGUUUAUCCGUGCUGUCUUCUAUGGAGGCGCAUCAGGAUAUUCACAAGCACAAGUUUUCGGUCUGCUCAUUGUGGAAGUCAUCGCCUUUGGACUGAUCAUCUGGAUGAAGCCAUACGAAGGACAGCGCUUGAAUGUGUUGGUGGUGUACUGCCUGGGCUUCAGCAAAGUGGCCACGGUGGCGCUUUCAGCGGCUUUCGAUGUCAAGUACAAUCUGCCUCGCAUUCCUACCACAGUCAUUGGCGUCGUCAUCAUCGUAAUUCAGGGCAUACUCACGAUCAUCACGAUGAUUGCGAUUGUGGUCGGAGCGAUCAGCUCGUGGAUGUCGAUCAAGCGAAACACCGAAGACUUCCGACCUCGUCGCUGGUAUGGGAUGCGCGAGAAGUACUUCGAUCACCUGGACCGGACGGUUAAUGACCUUCCCCGACCUCCCAAGGUGAAGAAGCCCAAGAAUGUCGAGCCUGAAGAGGUCAAGGCCGGCUUCGAGAUGAAGAACGUCAAGCGGGUGGCCAAGAUCGAAGACGAGGAUCCAGAAUUCCAAGGCGACAUGGCAGCAGACCCGAAUUCAGCCUACAUGAGCACAGAGGAUCUUUCGUCAACCGCAUACGGCAAACGCGCAAUGACGCCGCUCAACCGCAGUCGUGCCAACAGCAGAGCCGCAAGCAUCAAGAGCUUUAGCUCGACAAAUCUGCCGUAUGGCGCAAGAUCACACCGGCCAAGCUGGAGCACACGAGACUUCUCGCGCGCAGGUUGGGAGCACGAUCUUGAUGAGAGCCAGACUGCAGGCGGUGACGAUGCGAUCGCACCUGUAACACCGAACAAGCGGCACAGCGGAGCGUUCUCGACGAAGCAGCCUUCGUUGCGUCCGAUGACUAGCAGCAGCUCGUUACGUGUCGGCGCCGAGGUCAGCAGCACCGAUGCCAUUGGCGUCGUCCCAGCACCUACUGUUCGCCCUCGUGCUGGCACAAUGGGCUCAGUGCGAAGUUCUCGACGCCUGUCAGGAGGCUUCCACGGCACUGAUCAUCUCGAAAUCGAAGUGCCGCCGAUACCAUCGCAGUACUCAUCGCAGCGAAAUUCGUACAUGUCGCUCAACGCCGACGCUGGCGAGUCGAGCUCGAAAAUGAGCACCAACUAUCAGCAGAAUCUCGCGCUAGCGAGAAGUACCCCGGUUCCUCUUACACCCGCCCAGGAGCAUGAGGAGUGGGAUUUGAAGCUUACGAAGACAAAUUCGAAUGCGAAUACGAAGAAAUCAGCCCCACAAUAGCGUUGUGGCUCGACCGUAUGGGAGGCCUCCUUUGAGGGGUAUCCGACUACGAGUCUUAAUAGUGACUACAGUCGUCCCAGUACGGCUCUUGAUUGGAUUUGAAGCGAAUCACGUUCUUGGACACAAUUGGGGCGAGGAUCCAACAGACUUUCCACCUCCAGCAUCUUUUUCGACAUGGCGAUUGGCGUAUAUGGGUGCGAGGAGGAGAGAUCUCGCACCCCGGGUUUUCUGCAUUUCACAUCUGAGGCGGCGGCGGCGGCGACGUCGCCUUGUCCCACUCUCUGAAUAUAUUUCGACAGAUCGAGGAACCAGAAGUCUUCCUCACAGCAUGGCGCAGCACCUUUCUCUGGAGCGCGCAACAACACAGCACAUCGAGUGCUCUGUUCCUUUAUUUCGUAGUUUUAAUGAGAAUAUGAGGUUGACAAAAGGGGAUGGCGCAGGCUGAGGGGUUUUGAAGAAGGGAACUUGUCCUGGUCCGCGCCACUACCACGGUAUAGAUGCGAUGAGUAUGACGAAGGACAAAGUCGACUCAGAAGACAUCAGGGAUGAGAGGAAUGACGAGGAAAAGGCCAUUGUGGCAGAGAAGGUAGAAACAGACCUGAGC
Messenger RNA from Cercospora beticola, 4120 nucleotides. Its product is annotated as transient receptor potential ion channel family protein. The record is from RefSeq and is a predicted model, not a curated record. Lineage: Eukaryota; Fungi; Ascomycota; Dothideomycetes; Mycosphaerellales; Mycosphaerellaceae. Gene Ontology annotation, cellular component: membrane. Gene Ontology annotation, biological process: fungal-type cell wall biogenesis; transmembrane transport.